Penicillium samsonianum is the source of this 1809-nucleotide messenger RNA. Its product is annotated as Protein kinase domain-containing protein. Gene Ontology annotation, biological process: protein phosphorylation; intracellular signal transduction. Bases 1 to 1809 code for a protein of 602 amino acids. The transcript is spliced from 2 exons. Lineage: Eukaryota; Fungi; Ascomycota; Eurotiomycetes; Eurotiales; Aspergillaceae. Gene Ontology annotation, molecular function: protein serine/threonine kinase activity; ATP binding. Gene Ontology annotation, cellular component: cytoplasm. The record is from RefSeq and is a predicted model, not a curated record.
AUGACUGAACAGACGAGCAUUGAUCAACAGGAUCCUUACGCCUUCGAUUACAUCCUAGGGAGAGACUUGGGCGCAAUCAAGGGGAAUCAUACCUUACACCAGCCAUUGUCGCAGCUCCGCGAAUUCAAAUCCAAGGACUACAGUGAUGGUUUCUCUUACAAUGCCGAAGAUCUUUUAAACCCCUCAAGCCGAUUGUCCCAAAGGUAUCCCCAAGUGAGUAAGGUUCUUCGAGAGCGUCUAGGGGUAGCAUUUGGCAAACGGAAUAACGAAGAAUUCUCGAGGUGUAAUUGCCGGGACGAUUUUGGUCGCAGAUGCGACAGCGAAGUAUUUCAAAAACGCACCUGCACUUCUUAUGACGAUUUCAUCCGUUUGAGUGCUGAGGGAAGGACCACUGCCAAAGCGGUAUGCCUUUGUCCGGAUCUUACCGAGCGAGUGCAGAUAUAUGGGUUCAUAGGCGCAGGAACAUUUGGUGCAACGUUCAUUGCUCGCGAGAAAGGCGCUACUGGUGCUUCCCUAGAGGACCUUGAACAAUACGCAAUCAAAUCUCAAGUCCACACAACACAGUGGAUGGACACAUUAUCAGGUCUAAAUUCUCAGAUGGCGCCCUUCCGUGAGGCUAACGGAGCGAAACGGUAUAUACCAGAAGAAGCCCUCCUUCUAAUCUAUCUUGACGAUAGCAAAAGGUUCCCACGGCUCAACUCGGUCUACACUCACGGUAUGCUAACAGCAAUUCUCAUGACUCCCUGUGUUGACCCUAGCUAUGAAGCCGUUUCAAUUAUUGAUGAGGGUCAUUUUGACAGGAUCAAGUCGAAGGGGGAUAUACCGCCGCGCAUCCGAAAGAGAUAUCCCCCGUUUCCAGCUUUUGAUGGCAGCUACCUCAUGCCCACAACCAGCAAAGAACCUCAACUGGGGGAAAUAGAAGGCUGUAAAGUUGCUUCCCAACUUAUCCAAGCUAUGAUAGAGUUGGCUGAUAUGAAGGUCUGCCAUGCUGACAUGGCACUAACAAAUUAUCUCAUGGACCAAAACCUGAACGUUCAACUAAUUGAUCUUGGAAUGACCUACUUCUCGCUUCAGAAAUCAGGGUUUACAAGGAAUUUAGACUGCUUUAUCCCCUACCAUGAGUACCAGAUGAUGCCUGAGCGAGCCAUCGAACUGGAGAAGUACGACGCUUGGAGGGAUCCAUGCCAUGAUGAUAUCUGUGUCGAAACGAUCCACUUACCUGUCGAUGAGCGGGACAUUUGCGUGUGGAAAUAUUCAACACUCGUUUACGGGUUUCUGCAUGGCUUCUGGCCCUGGGAUGAGCCCGAACCAGUGCCGAAAAGUUUGCACUGGCAUGCUAGAUAUAAUGGUUGUUACAAUGAUUCGUUCUAUCCAGUAGUCAAACGCAGACGCAAGAGAAUGAUCAACGAGGAUGUAGCAAUCAGCGAAUCACUCUCACAGGACUGCAGGGAUGUCUUACAAGCCACAUUGGCUAGAGAAAAGUCCGAGCGGCCGUCGUUGGAAGAGCUAUCGUCAUUUCCUUGGUUUUCUCGCUGGUCUGCUGAAGAACUCGAGUCUGGUCGCCCUUUGAAAAGACCUUUCAUCAAGAAGUUCCAUGAUAACAACCGUGCAGAUGGCCGAAGGGGUUUCCCAUGGCCAAGUAUAUCAUUGGACCAAGGUAUGUCAUUCCCCAUCCUUAACAGCCCGACAUAUAAUUCUUCUGAUUACUCUGAAUCUUCUUCUGGUUCUUCUGAUUAUUCUACAUAUUCCGAUGAAUCUGAUGAUUAUGGGUAUGAGGAAGUUCCUCCUCCCCAAGAGGCAUCACCUUAA